AUGUGCGUCCUCCUGCUCGGCCUGGCCUUGCUGGAGAUCGCCCACUUCCCCGGCGCUGUCCCCCUGACCCUGGCCAGCACCCUUCCCACGGGGAGGACGCCCUUGUCUCUCCCUGGCUGCGGAUCCCGGAUGUGCUUCCCCAUCAUUCUCGGGGGCCUGACUGUGUCUUGCUGGCUGCCAGCGCUUAGGACAGGCACGGGGCCACGUGUCACCCCUGCGUUAGGCCUUGUGCUGAGUUGGCAGCUCCGUGAGCAGAUGGCUUUGGGGUCUCUAGGCCUGGGGUUCCUGCUGGCGUUGCCUUUGACCACCUGCAUCUGCCUGUUUCCAUUCUGCGGCCACGACGACACCUACCACUUCUUCUGUGACACGCCUGCCGUCACGCGCGGGCACCAGGCCGCCUCUGUGCCGUUGGCGUGCCCGCUGCAGCCUCCCCUUCCUCCUGAUCCUCUCUCACGCCGUGAGGAUGGAGUCGGCCCAGGGAGAGCGCCGGGCCUUCUCCACCUGCCCCUCCCACCUCACGGUGGCUCUCCUGCAGUUCGGCUCCUUACCUACCUUCGCCCCAGCACCAGCUCCUCCCCAGGAGACGGCCGGGCGGGGUCUGUGGUCUACACCUUUUUCUCACCGCUGCUGAACCCCUGGAUCUAA
Budorcas taxicolor (takin) is the source of this 645-nucleotide messenger RNA. RefSeq names its product olfactory receptor 10V1-like. The record is from RefSeq and is a predicted model, not a curated record. NCBI's taxonomy places the organism in Eukaryota, Metazoa, Chordata, Mammalia, Artiodactyla, Bovidae. Bases 1 to 645 code for a protein of 214 amino acids. The transcript has a single exon.